Molecule: messenger RNA, 1071 nt
Organism: Fundulus heteroclitus (mummichog)
Lineage: Eukaryota; Metazoa; Chordata; Actinopteri; Cyprinodontiformes; Fundulidae
Product: plasmolipin
Exons: 4
Coding region: 275-832 (185 amino acids)
Biological process (GO): myelination
Cellular component (GO): membrane
Molecular function (GO): structural constituent of myelin sheath
Source: RefSeq, a predicted model, not a curated record
GUGUGUUACUGUGUUAUUGUGUUGUUGUGUUACUGUGAUGUUGUGAGUUAUUGUGUGAGUGUAAGAAGAGGAGGGACCGUCUCCACGCCACCACUGGACACCUGUCAGAGCAGGUGGAGGACUGACGGAUGGAGACCUGAGGCUUCCUGUCGGGUUCUGCCAGCCGUUGGGAAUUUGCUCUCAUCUUUAGAACCGGGUCGGUUCUGAUCCGAACCUCGCGGGCUGCUGCAGGCGGGAGGAGUUUGCUGGCGGUACCUGAAGCAGCGACAGGAUCAUGGCAGACUUCCCCUCCAAGGUCACCACCGAGACCAGCUCCCCCCACUCCCAGAGCCCCCCCCACGGGGGCACCGGCCUCCGGGGGCUGAUGGCCGGCAUCACGACCCGGGUGGACGUGUCGUUUGUGCGAAGCGUCCCAGCCAUGCUGAUGGUGGCUGAAACAGUGGCGGGGGUUCUCCACUGGGCGCUGGUGGCCAGCACGCCUUACCUGGCGGUGAGCGCGGCGUACGGCUGGGUGAUGUUUGUGGCCGUCACGCUGUGGAUCUUCUCCACCCUCCUCUUCCUCGCCCUGCUGCUCAGCGUCCCGCAGAGACUCCCCGUGGUUCCCUGGGCCGUGACGGUGAUGAUGUACAACGGCGUCGCCGCGCUCCUCUACCUCACCGCCUUCAUCGCCAACGCAGCCACGGCGGCCAACAGCGCCUACGUAGGACACCUUGGAGCUGCUGCUUUCUUCGGGGCGGCGCUGACUCUGCUGUACGGCGCCAGUGCUUACCUGUCCUACCUGGACUGGAGGGGCGAUGGAGGAAAUGCAGCCAGCAGCACGGUGCCCACCUAGAACCCAGGGAGGUUCUCCUCCAGGCUGAGCCAAGCUUUAGAUGAUUUCUCCAAAUUCACCUUCAUCCACUUGUGAACAAAGUUUACCAGGAAUUAAUCUGAGUCUCAUGUUGACUUCCUGUUUCAUUGAAUCCAGACGAAUCUAACCUGAAUCAGCCCCCCCCCCCCCCCCUUAAAGGUUACUUUCUGGACAGGAAGUUUGUGGUGCGGUUUUCACAAUAAAGGACUCACAGCUGCUAA